Molecule: messenger RNA, 1542 nt
Organism: Corythoichthys intestinalis (scribbled pipefish)
Lineage: Eukaryota; Metazoa; Chordata; Actinopteri; Syngnathiformes; Syngnathidae
Gene: pex7
Product: peroxisomal biogenesis factor 7
Exons: 11
Coding region: 128-1111 (327 amino acids)
Biological process (GO): protein import into peroxisome matrix
Cellular component (GO): peroxisomal matrix; cytosol
Molecular function (GO): protein binding
Source: RefSeq, a predicted model, not a curated record
UCCUAGUUCAAAUACCUAUGCGGUUGUUUCAAAAGGUCGCCUGCCCAGCAGAGGGAAGACGCGAGCGAACAGCAGAACAGUUCCACGAAGAAGACAACAGCGACUACGAAGAAGCAACGCGGUCAGGAUGACGACCGCGACCAAGGUUUACCGCUGCCGGGCUCUUCACGGCUACGCGGUGAAAGCGUCGCCGUUCCUCCCGCGCAGACUGGCGUGCGCCGCCUCUCAGCACUACGGCAUAGCAGGUAGCGGCUCACUCUUGGUGCUGGAAGACGCGCCUGACGGCGUCCACCUUGUUAGAAGAUGGGAGUGGAGCGACGGCGUGUUCGACUUGUCCUGGAGCGAAAUCGACGAGAAUGUGCUGGUGGCGGCCGGCGGCGACGGCACUCUGCAACUGUGGGACAUGCGACGGCCCGACGCCGCCCCCUUGCGGGUCAACAAGGAACACACACAAGAGGUGUACUCGGUGGACUGGAGCCAGACCAGAGGCGAGGACGCCAUAGUAUCGGGUUCCUGGGACCGCACGGCCAAAGUGUGGGACCCCUUUCUCGGCCGAUCCUUAUGCACGCUCGUGGGUCACCAAGGGGUCAUCUACAGCACAGUUUGGUCCCCUCACAUCCCGGCGUGCUUCGCUUCAACCUCAGGUGACGGGACGCUCCGUGUUUGGGACACCAAGGCCGGCGCCUGUCGAUCGGUCGUCCCGGCCCACCGUGCCGAAGUCCUGAGCUGCGAUUGGUGCAAAUACGAUCAGAAUAUCCUAGCGACGGGCUCGGUGGACGGCACCGUUUGCGUUUGGGAUUUGAGGAACCCCAGACAGCCCGUCAAUCAACUGAGAGGCCACGCCUACGCGGUCCGACGGGUGAAGUUUUCUCCGUUCAGCAGCGACAUCUUGGCUUCCUGCUCGUACGACUUAACUGUCAGGUUUUGGGAGCGCAAGAGGAACCUUCCUUUACUGGAGACAGUGACGCAUCACUCGGAAUUUGUGUGCGGCUUGGACUUCAACCUGCACGUGCCCGGCCAGGUAUUGGACUGUUCGUGGGACGAGACGGUGAAGAUCUACACGCCAUCUUGUUUGUCCGCCCGUGACGUGGAGGGGUCGCGGCCGACCUGACGGUAGCCCCUCGUGUCGAAAAUGGGUCACUGUCACGAGCGUCUGGCGGGAAAGAUGCCGGACGGUGUUUUUUGGCUUCUAGCUCAAUAGACGCUACGCAAAAACCUAAAUCGUGAGCUCGCUGAGCACAAACCAUGGACGAGUUCAACAUGCUGCUGUACAGUGUGUUCACAUAAGUGUUCUUGUUAAUGAAUGUUGAAACGCGUGUAUGUGUGUGUUUGCUCAUCGUGCGUGUGUCAACGCCUUAAUGAAGUGUUUGAUGUUGCUGGUAAAAUGAACGUCUGCUAAUCUUCGAGCCACAAUAGACCCCCUCCUCCGCGUGCUAAUCUUCUGGCCGGGUUAAUUGGAAGGGUAAUCCCGUUCCCGCUCCCCGCGUUCGACCUCAAAGUGAUUUUCUGAUGAAAAGUUUCAAUUAAAAGGAAAGGACUUUU